GGGGGGGGGGUGCUCAGGAAGCAUGACAAUGCUGUAAUCUUUCAUUGCAGGGAAGGGAAGGGACAGUGGAAUUGGGACGGAAAACAGAAAAGGGUGGUCCUGAGGGCGUAAAAAGCCUAUGAGAAGUUCAGGUAGCAGCAUGUUGUCCUGACAGCUGUUUCAGCUUCUCAGACCUUGUCAGUUCACUGCUAUGUAGCAGGUGCAGCCUUUUCUUUUCCUGAAUCUUUACUCCAUAAAGGCAACAACAAGUCAAGGCAGAGGCUGGCCCUGGAUUUAUACAAGUGCAGACACCACUAAGUGAGGUGAAACAUACAACUAGACGCAUAGGUUCGAGUGCCCACAUGAUCACCACAGCAAGGGUACCUGCUGAUAAACGGAUACGAAUUGCCUUCAGUCUAAAUGAUUCACCAGAUGAUUCACCUCCAGAGAAUGCCUUUCAUUUGGCUUUUCCAGAUCUAGAACAGCAGCUUCAGCCCCUGCCUCCCUGCCAUGACUCAAAGGAAUCUAUGCAGGUGUUCAAACAGCAUUGCCAAAUAGCAGAAGAAUACUAUGAAGUCAAAAAAGAAAUUGCACUGCUUGAAGAAAGAAAAAAAGAGUUGAUCACUAGGCUAGAUGAAGCUGAGAAAGAGAACAAGGAUGCUGCACAAUUAACGAAGGAGUAUGCAGAUCUGACAGAAGAGAACCGGACACUGAAGUUGACCCAGACACAAUGUGUUGAACAGCUGGAGAAGCUUAGAAUACAGUAUCAAAAGAGACAGGGAUCAUCAUAACCUGAAUCAACAUAUCUGGGCCAAUAAAAAAUGCAAAUCUUGAGUCUGCUGGGUAAAUGGAUUUUUUUUCUUUCCCUGUCUCAAAGAUUCCUUCUAAAGGGUUGGAACACUUAAACUUGCAGACUACACAAGCAUCUAUAUUUAAUGUAAUGCUUUCCAGCCACUAGCUAAAUGUGGAUAUUGGAUAUUUUAUUUCAAGUAGCAUAGUUAGAGGCUUAUCAGUCCCUAUUAUAUAUGCAAAUGGAUCAGGUUUCUGUUCUAAAGAUAUUUCUUUCAAUUUUAAGAAGGUUUAAGUGCAUUACAAACUGGUAUGAGUCAUCUCUGUUGGAGGGUGGAUUACACUAGGUUAUAUGGCAGGAAGAAUGUUAAAAUGGUGCCUGUCUUCUCAAUUUGAACCAAGAAAACUGGGAGAAAAACCAGUCUGUUAUCUAGCAAGAGAGAUAAAAAGGUACUCAAAUAUGAAAGAAUAUUUAAAAGUUAGCAACACUGUACCUAAAUCACUUUGUCAAGCUGCAGCUAAAAAAAUUACAAAUAGUAACCUUCAAUAUAUUUAAUAAUAUUUCAGUUCUGAAUAGAUUCUCUUAGAAUUUCAGUAUAAAUUGACAAGGUAAUAUGUACAUUGUUAAACAAUAAAGGGACAGAUUUAAGUUGUACAACAGUAUUAAAAUUCUUAAAAGUAAAUCCUGUUGAUUUUAAUGGCAUUUUUAGUUUGAAAUUUAGUUAGGAUGCUACCCAGGCAUUAUUCCCAAAUGAAGACUUGAGGAUUUUAUAUUUGAUGUCAAGUUCAAAAUGUAACAAAAUUGACUACUAUACAUUUUUUAGAAAGAAUUUGAAAUUGUUACCCUUUCUGUGUAUAGCAUAAGUAGUCUUUUAGUUGUGAUUUUAUGCAAGGUCAUCCCUAUUAACACUUGUGCUACAUACAAAAAUCAACAUACAUUUCAAACAACAUAUGGUUGCGACCACCCGCUAAUUAAAAGCACUGCUCAAUGUGUUGUGAGAAUCAGCCUGUUCCAAGAAAGUGCAUAUUCAAACCACAUUGGAUCAGUUUGUUUCCAUUUCUCUUUUUUGUAAAAGUAUCUUCAAUACCACAAAGCAAUCAGAAUUAUAACGGU
Molecule: messenger RNA, 1882 nt
Organism: Pseudonaja textilis
Lineage: Eukaryota; Metazoa; Chordata; Lepidosauria; Squamata; Elapidae
Gene: MAP3K7CL
Product: MAP3K7 C-terminal like
Cellular component (GO): cytosol; nucleus
Source: RefSeq, a predicted model, not a curated record